Elephantulus edwardii (Cape elephant shrew) is the source of this 837-nucleotide messenger RNA. RefSeq names its product chromosome unknown open reading frame, human C10orf107 (gene CABCOCO1). The record is from RefSeq and is a predicted model, not a curated record. The coding region runs from base 1 to 837 and encodes 278 amino acids. The transcript is spliced from 8 exons. Lineage: Eukaryota; Metazoa; Chordata; Mammalia; Macroscelidea; Macroscelididae.
AUGUGCAUGAGAGAUGCAGAAUCUCAGGAACAUGAGAAGAUCCUUUCUCCAGAUUUUCUUUCAGUCGACCAAAUCAGUGAUUUGCUAACAGCAGACCUAAAUGGAAUUCAAAAAAAAUUGGAAGAGGUUUUGAAUCUCAGGAAUGUUCAUACAUCUUUAAAGGAAGCGAUUCUAUUAGAUUAUUAUGUGUCUGGAUUUUUGUGGGCCAAAGAAAAGGACUUCUCUGUUACUCAGUAUUCACAAUUUAUGACUUUGUUAGAUAUGUUACUUCAUAAUCUUAACACACUGCAUAUGUCUUUAAAAGACAGCAUAAAAUGGCUGGGAGAAGUUAUGGCGGAAAUAGGACCAUCUCAUCUAGGAAAAAAUGAGGAAUGGAAUACUUUUGAUAUAACACAAGCCAAUGCUAUCAUUGAUUACUUGAAAAUCAGCUUAUUUCAGCACUACAAGCUAUAUGAGUUUCUCUUCUGUGGUACCAGGGAAGAAAUCCUGUUGGGAAUUGAGGAGGUGAUAGAGGUUGUCAAGUCCGCAGAUAGCCCCUUUCCAGGUCCUCUGGAAGAAGGAAUUUCUUCUGAUAUUUACUCAGCAUUCAUCGUGCCACAACCACCAUCAGAUGCAGAAAUGACAGGAUUGGAUCCAAAACAAGGUCCUGAGGAGACCCACGGAGAAGAUGUAUCAGAAGUGGAUGCUUUAGUUGGUUUGACCAUUGAAGAUAUAAAAUCAGUGCUGGAUCAAGUAACAGAUGACAUUCUAAUCACCAUUCAGACUGAGAUAAACGAAAAGCUGCAAAUACAGGAAGAGGCCUUUAAUGCACGAAUAGAAAAAUUGAAAAAGGACUGA